AUGGCAUUCGAAGACGGCACUCCAUUAUACCAUCGGGACGUUGAAAAGCUCGAUCGUCAGGAUGACAACGCAGCUGCAAGCCUGUUUUCAUCAGCAACCUUAGAAUUUCUCAUUGACCAUCAUCCUGAUGAUGUUGGAGAGAUUGUUUGUCUUUUUGUUCAUGGAGAGAUCGUUGACACAUAUCAAAACCGAGCUAUUCCUCACCGGGAACGCAUCAAAAUGGUUCUUCGCGCACGCUACUUCUAUGAUGGCUGGCGUACAUAUCUGGAGAGGGUUGUCUACAAAGAAACUCAAUAUUUCAUGUCGCGCAAGUCAAUUGACAUCACAGCGAGGCUAAUCGAUGGUCUGGUUGGGUUGAUUGUGGUCUAUCGUGACCAUAUAUCUGGUGAUCACCCUCUUCUCCCAUGGCUACACACAAGCGAACCUUGCGAGCACUGUUUUGCUAAUCUCCGCAAGAUCGUCAAGGAUUUUAUGAUGCUGGAUGCCUAUUACACUGUUACGAAGCUUCAUGCUAAACUGCAACAGGAGGUUCUGCGACAACAGUCACCUGACUUUAAAGCUCGUGCCCAAGGGUACACGAUAACAUAUUUUUACGAUCGUGGUGUUAACAUCCCAGAGCUCUCAAAGUAUCCUGAUGAUGUGGACAUUUACGAAGCUUCACUGGAAGCAGCAACGAGUCGCAAUGUCUACUGGUGUUGUGUGGUCUUAGUCCGGCACUCCUCGCCCAAACUCAGCAGACCGUGUUGCCAGGAAUCGAGCAUUUCCACACCAAGCUGGGGGCUGACAAGGAUACGGGGGUGGAUCUCGACUUUGGCAGUGACGAGGAUGGAGAUGUGGAUGAAGGGGAUGAGGCAGAAGAACUCGAGACACUUGUCAGGCUAG
Messenger RNA from Suillus subalutaceus, 882 nucleotides. RefSeq lists its product as uncharacterized. The transcript has a single exon. The record is from RefSeq and is a predicted model, not a curated record. Bases 1 to 882 code for a protein of 293 amino acids. NCBI's taxonomy places the organism in Eukaryota, Fungi, Basidiomycota, Agaricomycetes, Boletales, Suillaceae.